Molecule: messenger RNA, 748 nt
Organism: Lycium barbarum (goji berry)
Lineage: Eukaryota; Viridiplantae; Streptophyta; Magnoliopsida; Solanales; Solanaceae
Exons: 2
Coding region: 338-733 (131 amino acids)
Source: RefSeq, a predicted model, not a curated record
GUUAACACUGUAACCUAUAUAAGUUUAUGAAAAAGUUUCUGUGCUUUCACAUUUGGAAAUUUCCUGCAUAAAUAUAUCUUUGGUAUGUUAUACUGAUUCUUUAGUACGCUAGUGAUGCUUGAAAAAUUCAAUUAGUAAUACAACAAGAAGACAUUGAACUCUUCUUAAUAAAUGACGUGCGUGAGACUUUCCAGCUUCAUGAUUUAUGUUCUUUCUGGAUUUUCCUUUAGUUAUCAGUGAUUUGGUGCUUUUAUAUAACUACUGAUUUGUUAAUCCAGUUUACAUCUUAUGAACAUACUAAAAUUAGAUAUUGUGUUUUGUAGAAUUUUGCAAAUCAAUGGCACCAGGAGGAUGUAUCUUCAAACAAACUACACUUACAGGGGAAACUAUUCAAGCUACUCAAUCCCCGGAUGAAUCAAAUAACCUUACUCCCGCUGUUAAUACAGAUGAUUCCCCUAGGAUCAGGAAUGGUCGUGGCAAGACUAGAGGGAAAGGUCUUGAAAGGAUGAGGAAGACUAUGGGAAGCAAGAUGAAAAUUGAGAUCCCAGUUGGUAAAGGGAGGCCAACUAAGCCAACUCAAUCGGCAAAAUUAUCCAAUGAACUAGGGAUAAUUGCUAGAAAUUUUCUUUCGCUUCCAAACAAGUGGAAGGAACUCACAAGAGAGGACAAAGAUGCAGCACUCAUUAGAUGCCACAUAAGGAUUCUAUACUCUUGUAAUUUUAUUACAUGGUAGUGAUUAUAGUGAAUU